Vigna radiata var. radiata (mung bean) is the source of this 1444-nucleotide messenger RNA. Its product is annotated as GPN-loop GTPase 3. NCBI's taxonomy places the organism in Eukaryota, Viridiplantae, Streptophyta, Magnoliopsida, Fabales, Fabaceae. The transcript has 10 exons. Gene Ontology annotation, molecular function: GTPase activity. The record is from RefSeq and is a predicted model, not a curated record. The coding region runs from base 348 to 1151 and encodes 267 amino acids.
AAUGGAAAGCAAUUAAAAAUGAAUUAAAAUUCCAGCCUCCCCACGACUUGCUUUGCUCCAUUUCUCCACCCAACCGCAGCAACCCAAUCACGGCUUCUACUUCCAGACGACGGAGAGCGGUUCAAAAGAAGGAACGGUGCGGGGCAGAAGAAUAACAAGAGUGGAGCGCUAAUCUAAUCAGUUUUGUAGUAGUGUGUGGUGUAUGGCCUACAGUGAUGUGGUGAAUUUGCUGUUGGCCGUUGCGGUUUGGUGUACUGCUUACAUUACUGUUGCAGUUCUCGCUUCCUUUCGGGCAGUCAAUUACCUCUGUACUUUCUGAAACCUCCUUGCAGUUUCACAAGGUUACCAUGGGUUAUGCACAACUAGUCAUAGGUCCUGCUGGUAGUGGCAAGUCUACCUAUUGCUCGAGUUUGUAUGAACACUGUGUGGCUUCGCGGCGAACGAUUCAUGUUGUGAACCUUGAUCCUGCUGCUGAAAAUUUUGACUAUCCUGUUGCAAUGGAUAUUAGGGAACUCAUUUCUCUGGAUGAUGUUAUGGAGGAGCUGGGAUUGGGUCCUAAUGGUGGUCUUGUUUACUGCAUGGAGCACCUUGAGGAUAACCUGGAUGAUUGGCUCACUGAGGAGUUGGACAAUUAUUUAGAUGAUGAUUACUUGGUUUUUGACUGCCCUGGUCAGAUAGAACUUUAUUCACACGUUCCCGUGUUUAAGAAUUUUAUGGAACAUCUGAAACGGAAAAAUUUUAGUGUUUGUGCUGUUUACUUACUUGAUUCUCAGUUCAUGACAGAUGUGACCAAAUUUAUAAGUGGAUGCAUGGCAUGCCUUUCUGCAAUGGUUCAACUUGAAAUACCCCAUGUUAAUAUCCUCUCAAAGAUGGACCUUGUGACUAACAAGAAAGAUCUUGAUGACUUUUUGGAUCCAGAGCCCACCUUUUUACUGUCUGAAUUGAAUCAACGGAUGGGUCCUCAGUAUGCAAAGCUGAAUAAAGCUUUGAUUGAAUUGGUUAGUAACUAUAGCAUGGUGAGUUUUAUACCACUAGACUUGAGGAAGGAAAAAAGUAUACAAUAUGUACUGGGCCAAAUUGACAACUGCAUCCAGUAUGGGGAAGAUGCUGAUGUGAAGGUUAAGGAUUUUGAUCCCGAGGAAGAUGAGUAGCAAAUAUCCUUCUAGAGUCUCUUUCUUUGUAUUUUGUUUUACUUGGACAUGAUGGUGAAUGAAGCUCACUCACAUUGUUAAUACAGUAUCUCAUUGGAUUGCUAUAAAUGUGAACUGGGAAAGUUAAACAUUUAUGCAAUUUAUCUUUCAAUUGGAAAGGUUGAGGUUGGUCAUUCUCUUUCUAUUGUUUGGUUGUAACAUGUAUUAAGACCCCUUAAAGUUGGUUACCACUACUAUAAAAAGGUGUAUGGCAAAGUAGACAAUUUGGAAUGACAAUGGUUUCAAUUUGGAUA